This is a messenger RNA of Myxocyprinus asiaticus (Chinese sucker), 4444 nucleotides long. Its product is annotated as transcription factor COE3-like. Bases 698 to 2503 code for a protein of 601 amino acids. The record is from RefSeq and is a predicted model, not a curated record. Gene Ontology annotation, biological process: regulation of transcription by RNA polymerase II. NCBI's taxonomy places the organism in Eukaryota, Metazoa, Chordata, Actinopteri, Cypriniformes, Catostomidae. Gene Ontology annotation, molecular function: RNA polymerase II cis-regulatory region sequence-specific DNA binding; DNA-binding transcription factor activity, RNA polymerase II-specific. The transcript has 16 exons.
GCCUCGCUCCUCUCCAUAUAUGGUUAAAGGCACGCCCACUUGCGCGUCAUCCUCUGACAGCGAGUAUCCCGUGGGUCUGGAGUUUUUGGCUCCCGGGAAAGGUUCCAGUCCUGGGGGAUAGAGGGUUGAGUUUUGUAUGCUUCCAUCCAUUCUGCAAAGACACGCUAAAGGCCCCUCAUCAUCCUCUCCCGUGUCCGGGAACACCUCCACGGUGAUCAUUUACGCGUUUAUUUGUCUUUUGGAGCCAGAAGUGGUGGAUUCAGCAGUGUCCCGAAGCCUUUUUUGAUGCUGUUGUUAUAGGAUGACACCAACCUAAGAGCCUCAUCAUCAACAGCACAAAGUUACAAGAAAUGUUUAACUGAAUUAAAGAAAGAAAGUGCAACAAAUAUCCCCGAUCUUUGAGCGACUUCUUCGCGCGCUUCUUCCACGGGAGUAUCGCAUCCAUCCAAACAGGCUGUUGGAGGGGCUUGAGAAUCUUUACGCACUGAAUCGUUCAUGUGGUGCCAACGCAGGACGGACUGAAGAAGGACUCAGGACUGAGAACUGGAUGUUCUUUUCUUCUUCUUCUACUCUUUUCAACAAAUCACAAACAAACUCUUAUUGAUAUCCGAAGGGUCUGUUGGAGGAACGACGCGCCCCUGUUCACAAUCUAAUUUCAUCUCUUUGGCUGGAAGUGGGUUGCACGCGAACUGUUUUAAUGUUUGGGAUUCAGGAAAAUAUACCAAGAGGGGGGACCACUAUGAAAGAGGAACCGUUGGGCAGUGGCAUGAAUUCGGUCCGAUCGUGGAUGCACACGGCUGGGGUGGUGGAUGCGAACACGGCCGCCCAGAGUGGUGUUGGUCUGGCACGGGCGCAUUAUGAGAAACAACCGCCAUCCAACCUCAGAAAAUCCAAUUUUUUCCACUUCGUCCUGGCGCUUUAUGACAGACAGGGACAGCCAGUGGAGAUCGAAAGGACAACUUAUAUGGACUUUGUGGAAAAGGAGAAAGAACCUAACAGUGAAAAAACUAACAAUGGGAUACAUUACAAACUACAACUAUUGUACAGCAACGGCGUCAGAACAGAACAGGAUCUAUAUGUUCGGUUAAUCGAUUCCAUGACAAAACAGGCUAUUAUUUAUGAAGGGCAGGACAAAAACCCAGAAAUGUGCCGAGUUCUCCUCACACACGAAAUCAUGUGCAGUCGGUGCUGUGACAAAAAAAGCUGUGGCAACAGAAACGAAACGCCUUCAGACCCCGUGAUCAUCGACAGAUUCUUUUUGAAAUUCUUCCUCAAGUGUAACCAGAACUGUCUGAAGAAUGCAGGAAAUCCAAGAGACAUGCGCAGAUUCCAGGUCGUUGUAUCCACAACAGUUAACGUGGACGGUCACGUGUUGGCCGUGUCGGACAACAUGUUCGUCCACAACAACUCAAAACACGGCAGAAGAGCCCGCCGUCUUGACCCCUCAGAAGGUACGGCCACUCCUUAUCUGGAGAAUGCAGCUACGCCGUGCAUAAAGGCCAUCAGCCCAAGUGAAGGCUGGACCACUGGUGGAGCCACCGUCAUUAUCAUUGGCGAUAAUUUCUUUGAUGGACUGCAAGUCGUAUUCGGCACCAUGCUAGUAUGGAGCGAGCUCAUAACGCCCCAUGCUAUCCGAGUGCAGACCCCUCCAAGACACAUCCCGGGCGUUGUAGAGGUCACCCUUUCCUACAAGUCGAAGCAGUUCUGCAAAGGUGCACCAGGACGAUUUGUAUAUACAGCUUUGAACGAACCAACUAUCGACUACGGCUUCCAGAGACUGCAAAAGGUCAUUCCCAGACAUCCAGGUGAUCCGGAGAGGUUGCCCAAGGAGGUGUUGCUAAAACGAGCCGCUGACCUUGUGGAAGCCCUGUACGGAAUGCCACACAACAACCAGGAAAUCAUUCUGAAGAGGGCCGCAGAUAUCGCAGAGGCCCUGUACAGCGUCCCACGUAACCACAACCAGAUCCCGUCCCUCGGCAAUACAGCCUCUCAUGGCGGAAUGAUGGGUGUCAACACUUUCGGCAGUCAGCUCGCAGUCAACGUCUCAGAGACCUCACAAGGUAAUUACCAGGUCGGCUACAGUCGCAACACCAGCAGCGUGUCACCUCGCGGUUACGUGCCAAGCAGCACCCCGCAGCAGUCCAACUACAACACUGUCAGUAACAGCAUGAACGGCUACGGCAACACGGGAAUGCCCAACUUGGGCGUCCCCAGUUCACCGGGCUUCUUGAACGGCUCCUCCGCGAACUCUCCCUACGGCAGUAAGUAUCAAGUCGUUCCGUCGAGCCCAACAAUGGCAGCCUCUUCGGUCAGCCUCUCUUCAAACUGUAGCAGUACACACGGCAUUUUCUCAUUCUCACCUGCAAAUGUCAUCUCUGCAGUGAAACAAAAAAGCGCCUUUGCUCCAGUUGUCAGGCCCCAAGCAUCUCCACCUCCUUCUUGCACCAGUGCAAAUGGCAAUGGACUUCAAGCAAUGUCCGGACUGGUGGUCCCACCCAUGUAAAUUGCACUCCCUUCCCUUGUAAAGCAGCCUUCUCUUCGUCGGGGACAAAGCGUAGUCCAUAAAGGAGGUUUCUCCUCGAAAUAUCAUUCGUCAUGAAGUUAAUCAGCAGCUAAUUCUGUUAUUCAGAGGAAAAAAGACACUUUGUUUCAAAGAUUUUAUUCAAACGAAUAUAAAUUUACAUGCAAGCGACUUCGUCAUGAGCAAUUACAUUUUAGGGACUGGAAUCUCUUCUCAUAUUUUCACAAUCCAAAGGGGAAAAAAAAAGAAAAAAAAAACAUCCUUAUUUUGUAUAAACAUUUCUGGUUUAAUCUUGGCUAUGUCUAUGUGUGGGACGAAACAUUGUGGAUAUGCCAUUCGAUGAAAACACUGAUAAAAAAAUAAUAAAAUGUUUAAGAAUGUUUCUCUGUCACCGAUGUGUUGCUGCUGCACAUCUUCAUAAUGUGAAUUCAUUUUUCAUUUUUUUUAUUGUUAUUAUUUUUUGUUUUUAUUUUUGAUUGUGGUAAGAAAAAAGGGGGCCAAUAUAUAAAGAGCCAAUAAACUGGAAAUAAUAUAAGAUAUAUGAUUUAUAAAUCGAAAAGGCAAGGAAGAAUGAAUCGUGCGAGGAACAAGCAAACGGUGAUCUUGCCUUUGGUGAAAAUGAACUUUGUAACUUAUUGUAGGUAGCAGUUGUAACUUUGAUAUUGCAAAAAUUCUUCUCUUGCCUUCAACAAGCACACUAACAGAGACAAAGCACUACUGUCUGUUGGUUAAAAAAGACAUAAAAGGAACAAAAAAAGAAAAAGAGAAAAUAUUUCCACUGCUAAAGCUUCCUGUAAAGCAAGUGUGAUCUGCAAUGUUUUUCAACUUUUUGCUAGCACUGUAUAUUAUUGCAUUCUUAGGCUACUGUGAAGUCUGUUUCUUGUACCAGAAAGUUGUCCUUUUACCUCUAGCUCCUUAUCCCCUGAUGUGUUUUGUAUGUGGUUAUACAAUUGUAGACUUUUGUGAUUUUGCCAAAGUUGUAGCUAAAUAUUUAUACACUUGUCUUGAAUUUUCCAGAUUCACUUUAAUAUUUAGUACAGAGUUUUAUUCCUACAGUUAGGAGUAAAAUUGUCUAAUACAUUGCAACACUUUCACACAAAACACUUGUGGUCACUAAGGGAAUUUUUUGCAACAUAUCAUUUAUAAAUAUUGUAUUUAUCUUUGAAAUUUUGUAUAUUGCUUUCAAUCAUUUUAUUGUUUUUCACAUUACAAUGCAUCACAGAAUGUUUAGCCAAGAUUCAUUGCCUACAUUUUCGAUGUUUUGUAUUGAUAGAUUGUAUCGUCUACGCAUUUAAUUUGUAAUUCAUAAAUUUGGUUACGCCAUCCAAGACCGUCCGUCCAUUUUUUGUUUUGUUUGUUUGUUUAUUUGCUAUUUGAAGGAGCAGUCAAAUCCAUUGUUUAUUUUUAUAUUAAUUUUUAAGUUAUCUAAAAAAGUACUUUUUUUUUUUAAAGAAAACUGUUUGCUGUAUAGUCAAAAAAAAUUGUUUGUGUCACCUGACUGUAAUAAUAUUAGUAGAUAAAGUGCAUGUCAAGCCGCCCCCGUGGGGGUGGGGAAAUCCAAGUGUGGUUGUACAUUUUGUUUUUGUAGAAUUUAAAAAGUAAUUUUUACCUGCCACCAUGACUUUGCCACAUAACUCAAACCAUGUUUACAGGGAUCAAGAAGGAAAACAAUGGAAAGAAGAAGAUGAAGAAAAAAAAAACAUAUCUGGGAUGGAAAUUUACAUCAGCUUCUAAUGUUUAUUAAAAUGUGUAAAAAAAAAAAGAAAAAAAAAAAAGAAGAUUUUCAUUGAAUCUCUUGAGAGAAACAUUUCUGCUGUUUUAAUAACAAACGUACACCACAUUGAAUCUCAUUAUUUCAUUCAGAUCAAUGGUGUAAAAAGCACAAACAUUUUUUACUAAAAUAAAAAAUAAUUAUUAUUGUGA